Saccharomyces kudriavzevii IFO 1802 is the source of this 1878-nucleotide messenger RNA. It is a transcript of the gene RSC4, whose product is annotated as Rsc4p. The record is from RefSeq and is a predicted model, not a curated record. Lineage: Eukaryota; Fungi; Ascomycota; Saccharomycetes; Saccharomycetales; Saccharomycetaceae. Gene Ontology annotation, molecular function: protein binding. The transcript has a single exon. Gene Ontology annotation, cellular component: RSC-type complex. The coding region runs from base 1 to 1878 and encodes 625 amino acids. Gene Ontology annotation, biological process: chromatin remodeling.
AUGGUGGUCAAGAAGCGGAAGUUAGCAGCUGAAGGGGGCAAUGAUGAUAGGCCUAAAUAUUUACCGGGGAAACAUCCUAAAAAUCUGGAAGAAUCUCCGCACGUGGACUAUAACGCCCCACUAAACCCUAAAUCGGAACUUUUUCUAGAUGACUGGCAUAUACCUAAGUUUAAUAGAUUUAUUAGUUUCACUUUGGAUGUUCUUAUUGACAAAUACAAGGACACCUUCAAAGAUUUUAUCAAGCUACCAAGUAGGAAGUUUCACCCUCAAUAUUAUUACAAAAUUCAGCAACCAAUGUCUAUUAAUGAAAUUAAAUCAAGAGAUUAUGAGUAUGAGGACGGCCCAGGAAAUUUCCUUUUGGAUGUUGAACUACUGACAAAAAAUUGUCAAGCCUACAACGAAUACGACAGUUUGAUUGUGAAAAAUUCCAUGCAAGUGGUAAUGCUAAUUGAAUAUGAAGUAUUGAAAGCCAAAAAUUUGAAAAGAAACUAUCUAAUCAAUAACGAGGUCAAAGAAAAAUUACUACACUAUUUCAAUAAGUUGGUUGAUGGUACCGAAAAGAUAAUCAACCAGGCUUUACUGGGUUCUUUAUCUCCUAAAAAUUUAGACGACAAAGUUAAAUUAAGUGAACCGUUCAUGGAAUUAGUCGAUAAAGAUGAACUACCUGAUUAUUAUGAAAUAGUGCAUAAUCCAAUGGCAUUGUCAAUCGUAAAACAAAACCUUGACAUUGGCCAGUAUUCUAAGAUAUAUGACUUUAUCAUCGAUAUGCUUUUGAUUUUUCAAAAUGCGCAUAUCUUCAAUGAUCCGAGUGCUUUGAUUUACAAGGAUGCAACAACUUUAACAAAUUAUUUUAACCAUCUAAUACAAAAGGAAUUUUUCCCAGAAUUACAGGACUUGAAUGAACGUGGUGAAAUUAACUUGGAAUUUGAUAAAUUUGAAUUUGAAAAUUAUUUGGCCAUUGGUGGUGGCCCAGCGGCAGCAGGUGCAUUAGCUAUAGCAGCUCUCGAUAAUGAUAUCGAGCCAGAAUCAAAUCGUGAAGACUUUAUUGACCAAACAGAUUAUGAUUUCAAUCAUUUCGAAGGUCUGGGUAAUGGUUAUAAUCGCUCCCUCUUAACCGAGGAUUAUUUACUGAAUCCCAACAAUUUUAAGAGGUCAAUAACCAAACCAGGUAGCAUUAUAGGAACAAUGCCAUCCGACGUCAAAAAUGAACGAUCCAUGACACCUAACAUCGAGAAGACAAAUUCCUUAGAAGGUGAACAAUUGAAGAUUCCCAAAUAUAACAUCAUAAAAUCUAUCCAAAAAGAAAGACAAUUGCUUUCAGAGCAACACACUAUGGAAUACAAACCUUAUAAACUGAUACAUCAAAUUUAUAUUUUUUCUUCAAAAAAUUUGUAUUCACAGGCAACGAAACCUUUGCCAGGUUCAAGACCAUCAUGCAAUCAAAAUUGGGUGGAGUAUAUCUUCAACGGUGAUGAGUUGAGUCAAAACGAAAACGCCUUCUCCUUUAUGUUGCAGCCCAUGCAAACUUUCUUAACUUUACAAUCUCAUUUGAACUCACCAUUAAAGAACACAGAAACUUUACUAACGAUCAAUAAAGAACCUGUGAAGUCUAGAAAUUCGAAUGCAAACAGUAACCUUUCACAACCUCAGCAACAAGAAAAUAAUGUUAUUGAUAAUGAUGCAAGGCAAGAUAUGGAAAACUUGGCAAAUAGCAGCAGUAACACCAUUGAUACUGGCAAUGAUAAUGAUAAAUAUAAUACACCAGAAAUCUUUGAUAUCCGCUUAUCAGAAGGUUUAAAUCAUUUGGUGUUUAAAUGUGAAGACAAGAUUUCGAAUGAGGUGGAAUCCAUGAAUUUCUGGAUAAAUGUUUUACCGUGA